CAAAGCUACGACGUACAUCGACUUGGGCAGCGACACGUGUCGUUUCGUUUGCCCACGGAAAAUAAAAUCGAAAACAAAAGGACAGAAACAAGAAAACUACAUCGAUUUUUUAAUUAUUUUUUCCACGCACCUAAACGAAUUAACGACGUAGCAGAUGCUUCGCCGCGCGUGCACACGUGUCGUCGUCGGCGGCCGCCGGCGAGCCCCCAUGGCCUCCUCCCUCCUCUCCUCCGCCGCCUCCGGCCUCCCUCCCAAGCCGCAGCCACCUUCCUCCACCCCUCCCUCCUCCGCCUCCGCGCGGCCGCGGGGCUUCCGUCGCUUCAUGCUCGCCCGCGCCGCCGCGGGCCGCGACCCGGAGCCGCCGCCGCUGCCCGAGGGGACCGAGAAGAGGUCGCUCGCGGUGAGGACGGGGGAGGUGUUCCUGGGGCUGGCGGCGCUGCUGGUGCGCGCGGGGAGGGGCGGGGGGGCGGCGGUGGAGGAGGUGGAGGCGAAGGACGGGGUGGUGUGGGAGCAGCGGCCCGAGGACGUGGAGGCGGAGCGGCGGCGGCGGGAGCUGACCGGCCCCGGGUUCAGCUUCUCCGCCGCCGGGCUGCUCUUCCCCUACCACAUCGGCGUCGCGCAGUGCCUCAUCGACAGGGGCUACCUCACGGAAAGAACUCCGUUAGCUGGUUCAUCAGCUGGUGCCAUAAUCUGUGCAGUGAUUGCAUCUGGGAACACGAUGCGAGAUGCUUUGCAAGUGACCAAGGAUCUAGCUGAUAACUGUCGGAGCAAUGGGACAGCCUUUCGCCUUGGGGCUGUACUCAAGGAUGUUCUAGACAGGUUUCUCCCAGAUGAUGUGCACAUUAGGUGCAACGGAAGGAUCCGUGUUGCUAUUACUCAGCUGUCCUGGAGGCCUAGGGGCUUACUGGUUGACCAAUUUGACUCAAAAGAUGAUGUAAUCAGUGCAGUUAUUACAUCCUCUUUUAUUCCUGGAUAUUUAGCUCCCAGGCCUGCAACUUUCUUCCGGAACAGGCUGUGCAUUGAUGGGGGCCUUACGUUGUUUAUGCCACCAACUUCUGCUUCCGAAACAGUUCGAAUUUGUGCUUUCCCAGCCAGUCGACUAGGAUUGCAAGGGAUUGGUAUUAGUCCAGACUGCAAUCCGGAGAACAGAGCUAGCCCCCGACAGCUGUUUAACUGGGCUCUGGAACCCGCCGAAGACGAGGUUCUAGACAAAUUAUAUGAGCUUGGGUAUCUGGAUGCAGCUGUAUGGGCUGACCAGAAUCAAGUUGAGUUGAUUGUGAAGAAUGAACAGCCACUCCGCGUCACAGAUUGAGAAGACACCAACAAGAAGACCCUGAGUUCUUGAACCUAACAGUAUUUGGUUUGCUCAAAAGCUAACAUCUGAAUCUGUUUGCCCCAGCUGUGCUCAGAAGUCUCUCACGUACAACUGCAUCAGCUGUAUUUCUUUUCCCAAAUUUUGCCAGCUCUAGGUUACCAGUUCAAUACUACAAUGGUUUGUAAAGUGUGACUGCUGCAACCACACGAGAGCUUUACUAUGCUACUCGUUGCCUUGAUUUUGCAGUAAAUAUUGUUUUGUCCUCCAUUGCAAGGAAGAGUAGAUUUUGUAAGAAGUUAGUAAAAAAAAAGGAAGAGCAAAAUCCAUUACAAGA
Messenger RNA from Oryza sativa Japonica Group (Japanese rice), 1649 nucleotides. RefSeq lists its product as uncharacterized. Gene Ontology annotation, cellular component: membrane; lipid droplet; cytoplasm. Gene Ontology annotation, molecular function: triacylglycerol lipase activity. Gene Ontology annotation, biological process: triglyceride catabolic process; lipid homeostasis. The record is from RefSeq and is a predicted model, not a curated record. Lineage: Eukaryota; Viridiplantae; Streptophyta; Magnoliopsida; Poales; Poaceae.